This is a messenger RNA of Laccaria bicolor S238N-H82, 1188 nucleotides long. RefSeq names its product glycoside hydrolase family 16 protein. Gene Ontology annotation, biological process: glucan catabolic process. The coding region runs from base 1 to 1188 and encodes 395 amino acids. The transcript is spliced from 10 exons. Lineage: Eukaryota; Fungi; Basidiomycota; Agaricomycetes; Agaricales; Hydnangiaceae. The record is from RefSeq and is a predicted model, not a curated record. Gene Ontology annotation, molecular function: hydrolase activity, hydrolyzing O-glycosyl compounds.
AUGAAGAUGUACAGGCAGUGGCCGCUUCUACUGUUCACCCUCUUACCUGCAUGCUGGGCUUACGACAUCGUCCAGGACUAUUCAGGAUCCUCUUUCUUCGAUAAGUGGGACUUUUACGGUAAUUGGGAUAAUCUGACGCUCGGCGACGUAUGGUGGUUGGGAAGGCAAGAUGCUUUUGCACAAGGGCUCGUUUAUGUAAACAACGCUGGUAACGCUAUUUUGAAAGUCGACGACGUGAGCAAUGUGGCACUAAAUCAAAAGCGGAACACGGUUCGCAUUACAAGCCAAGCUGCGUAUAAUGUCGGGAGUUUAUGGAUCGCAGAUAUCGUACAUCUUCCAUUCGGUUGUUCAGUGUGGCCUGCCUUUUGGACCAAAGGAACAUUACUAUGGCCGGAUGGCGGUGAAAUUGACAUAAUCGAGGGUAUCAAUUUAGUGAGCCAGAACCAAAUGGCUUUGCACACCCUUCCAGGAUGUUACCACAACACCACGCCUCCAAACCAGAUGGGUAUAUCAGAUCCAACGAAGGUGGACUGCUCCCAGCCAUCUGGCUGUGUCGUAUCGGAGUCGGCACCGAAUAGUUUUGGCCAGGGAUUUGCAAAUGCGGGCGGAGGCGUUUUUGGGGUUCAAUUUGAUGUCGCUGGCGUUUUCAUCUGGUUCUGGAGUCGCCCCUCCAUUCCCGCGUCUAUCGCAAAUGCUAAUGCAACAUCAAGCAUCAAUGUAUCCGAUUGGGGUGCGCCGUCAGCAAGUUAUCCGGCGUCGGAACCGUGCAAUAUUACUCAGUUCUUUACACCCCAAAAUUUGGUAAUUGACAUCACACUUUGCGGGAUAUGGGCUGGGCUUCCUGCACAAUACUUACCACAAUGCAGCGGGGCAGGCCCAACAGGUAUCUGCUACAACGAUAACGUUGUUGGCCCUGGGGGUCGGUACUCGAAUGCUUACUUUGAAAUAAAAUACGUACGGGCGUACACCACGGGCGGCAUUGCUCCAACACCCACUGCUGCUGCCCACGCCUUGCUUUCACAGGCGGUGACGUCGACCAUUAAAACUACGUCCCCAGCUGGAACUGUCCUAGUUCCUAGUCCGUUAUUCUUUCCUGGUAACACCGCUAGACGAGGAUUUGAGGUGCAGGGAUGGCGAUUGACAUUAGUCGGAAUCAUUGUUGUGAUGACCACCUAUCUGGUUUGGUAA